UUUACACACGCAACACAAGCUCUCUGUUACAAGCGUGUUCUUAGAUCAGAAGCGGCGCUAGGUUUCUUUCUCUGUCAAGAAUCUCUUUGGUUUGAGAACUAUGAGGAUGUAUUGUUUUCAGACUACGAUGACUUCAUUUCUAAAUAUGAAGAUGAAGAUGAAGAUGGCGAACCUGAUAUUGGUCCCGGGUUUGAGUGGAGUUCUGAUCCCCUCCUCAAAGACCCCUAUCCCUACCCCUCCCCCUACCAUCGACUCCAACCUUCAGCCUCAGCCUCAGAUCAUAGAGCUAGACCCAUUCCAUGUGCCAAAAUGGCUCUCAGAUAUGAGCAAUGUGUGGGUCUUUUCCUUUUUCUUAGGAAAAGAAGAAUAAAAGGCUUUUUAAAAAAAAAAAAAUUAAACUUGCUUGUUCCUCAGAUUUCUGAGGAGCAACGAUAUGAAUAUUCUGUCUAUGGAGAGAUGCUGUUAGACCGCUACAACCAAGUUAAGGGCACGGAUUUUGAAUUUGUGAGACUUGUGAAGAGGAAACUAUUUUUCGCCGCUGGUGUAAGUUUUAAAAUUCAAUUUGAGGCCAAGCCCAGAGCUGCUGCUGAGUACACCCUGAAAACUUUUGAAGGUUUCGUGUUCAAGGAUUUUGUCUAUCAUAAAGUGUGGCCCCAGAGUUGUCGACUAGUAAGCCCUAAUCGUGACUCUGUGUAUGAUGAAGAAUAUCGCCAUCCCAAUGAUGAAGAAUAUCGCCGUCCCAUGUGCACUUAUGAAUGGUAAGCGACUUUGGUCCUCCGAGUUUGCACUUAUGAAGUGCUUGAUGGUUGGGUGGUGAUCGUAAUUGAUUGUAUUAACUUUCUGUUUUUUGGUUUGAAUGACCUGCAACCAAUAUUGGAAAUUUUAUAUAAUCAAAAUU
Messenger RNA from Quercus lobata, 898 nucleotides. RefSeq lists its product as uncharacterized. The record is from RefSeq and is a predicted model, not a curated record. NCBI's taxonomy places the organism in Eukaryota, Viridiplantae, Streptophyta, Magnoliopsida, Fagales, Fagaceae. Bases 310 to 762 code for a protein of 150 amino acids. The transcript is spliced from 3 exons.